CAAAUGCCAUCCCUCUUCUACGCCCCCGCUUCCCUUCCAUGCCCGACAUCAUUGUCACCGUUGCAGGCGUGCUCAAGUUAUUAGAAGGCUUGAAAAGCGGCAGGGCCGGACGAUAUCCACCCCUUAAAAAGAGGUUGCGCAGGUCGCUGCACCCUUCCUACGCUCAAUGUUUCAGAGGUCGCUUGACACAGGAGAAAUUUCGGGACUAGCUCUUAGCUAACAUAUGUCCUAUCCACAAAAAGGCGACAGAUCACAUGCUGGUAACUAUCGUCCUGUGCCACCAGCUUGCAACGUCUGUAAGUUGCUGGAACAUAUUGUGUACUCCAACUUGAUGCUCCACCUUGAUACCUAUAACACACAGACCGACAACACGCUUUUAGAGCAUCGCAUAGUUGUGUGACCCAGUAAUGCCAUGUUGUCAACGACUAGGCCCUAGCUCUGGAUCGCGAUUUCCAGACGGACGCUUUCAUACUUGAUUUCGCCAAGGCAUUCGAUAGUGUGCCACACAAGUUACGUAGCUACGGAAUAUCUGGUGCAACUCUCCGAUGGCUUGACUCUUUUCUUUCGAAUCGUUAUCAAAGGGUAGUCGUCAAUGGAGCCAAAAGCAACUGGCUAACGGUGAAGUCAGGCGUUCUUCAAGGGAUAGUGCUGGGUCCUGUUCUGUUUAAUUUAUUCAUCAACGAUAUUGUAAAGGACAUUGACUCAGAGAUCCACCUGCAGACAAUUGUAUCUGUUACCGUACUAUUCGCACGAAUACAGAUUGUAAUUUGCUGAGAGAGACAUAACAAAGCUUGGGUCACUAAACAGUGGUCUAAGAAAUUCGAACCUAGCAAAUGGAAGAUAAUUCGUGUAUCCCGGAAAACGCGCCACAAUACACCGUUCCUGUACUAUCUUGAUGACACCCCAUUGGAAACUGUGAAAGGGAUGAUAUCUGGAGAUGACAAAAACUCACGACCUAAAAUGGAAUCGGCAUAUAGCGGACAUCCCAAAACAUGCCAACAGGGUGCUUGGGCUACUUAGAAGGAACCUUUCAAACUGCCAUCGCGAGGUCAGAGAGACAGCCUACAACAGCCUGGUAAGACCACUCCUUGAAUAUGGGUGUGAGAUAUGGGACCCAUACACCGCUAACCUGAUAGUAGCAGAGAUCGAGAAAAUCCAAAGGCAGGCGAGCUUUGGAGUUUUAAAUAUAAUUCUAGGCAAUGGAGGACAGCGAGCUAACGUAUGGAGGUCAGGGUUUCUCCUGUUGGGGUUUCACCACAAAGAUUGCAGGGGUCUUUGCGUCUCCUACUCUGCUAAGAGCUGCAAUCACGAUAGUGUACGGUGUACCCCUGCAAUGCAUCUUGGAUCGCACCACACGUCCGCGAUGGCACUUCUCAGCGGUCUCCAUUAUAAUGCUGUUUAUCCAAUGGGGUUCGUUUGGCACAGAAAUGUCUAUGGUAUUGUGCGUAUGGAAGAAAACUAUCCCAUUUGAGACACUCACGCUUAUGGUUCUCCUCGUGUUAUCUGGGGCGUCCACAUUUACGAUAUUCCUGCUGUACUUCUACAACCCGACCUACAUAUUUGUGAAACGUGGAGAAUCAACAAUAAGCCCCGAGUUUAGCUUUGAGCCCGAAGGCAGACACGUGACUCUUGCAAUGACGAGGAAAAAGUGGGCAAGGGUCAGCGGUUUUCUCGUGUUGGGCGCCGUGGGUGUGGCGUUCAUGGUCUUUUGUGAUGCAGAAAAUACGUUCUUUGACUUUUACGGGAUUCACGGAAAAAAGGGAGAUUUGGAUGAUCUCUUUAAUCAAAACUCAAACCUCUGUAUGAACGGUAAGAAGUUUAAGUACCUGUACGUAACUGGCGUCGCUGGUCUGUUUUGGGGGUUCCUCGCCGCGGCUGUUUCGUGUUGUGUGUUCUAUGUCGCUUGUCUAGAUAUAGUGCACCACGUGGGCUACAUAGAAGAACUGAUCCUCAGAAGAGCACGUGAUUUCCGAGCUGCUAAAAGCUACCACGAAUGUCUCCUAAAGUACACGGACAACGUUAUUGGGACUUUCAAGUACUGGUUCUUUAUCCAUAGCGUCUUCUUUUUCCUCGCGAUUCUCUGUUCCAUCGCAGGCUGGGUGGCAGUCGUGAGUAAAGCGAUUGAAAACGACAGUCACAUAGGCUCCAUCAUUCUAGCAGAGGUCGCGGGGUCUCUGGUUAUCGCCUUCAAAUACGCAUUCCCAAUGUACGCCGCGAGUCAAGUAACCAGUCGCUUUGAUAAGAUGUAUCGCCGAGUCGCGCGAGAGUGUUCGCCCAGUACGUUCCCGGAUGUAGACGUAUUUAUGAGCUACUGCUUUCGCUGCAAAGGCGGCUUUAAAGUACUUGGCAUCAGAGUCACAGCUAGGUUGGCAUUGAUGGCAUUGUUGUCUUCGUUUGUGGGUUUUGGUCGAGUUUACCAAAUGAUAAAAGGGCAGUAAGAAGGCGGCAUAGUAAGGUAGUGUGGUGCUAUAGAUCAGUAGAACGGGCAUCGCCUGUUAAGCCAGGCGGACAGAGCUUGAACCUGGAUCAGGAUCAGAGUCAUAUCCUGGCUCUGCAAGCAUUGCUUGUACGGUUAGUCAUACAAGACAGAGCUCAUCCCAGGAGCAAGCGUGGGCAAGCAUUU
This is a messenger RNA of Nematostella vectensis (starlet sea anemone), 2623 nucleotides long. RefSeq lists its product as uncharacterized. Bases 1200 to 2438 code for a protein of 412 amino acids. NCBI's taxonomy places the organism in Eukaryota, Metazoa, Cnidaria, Anthozoa, Actiniaria, Edwardsiidae. The record is from RefSeq and is a predicted model, not a curated record. The transcript has 3 exons.